AUGCCGCGCCUCGCUUUGCAAAUUCGAGCUCAGUUGGAAAAUGUGACUGAUCUUCGGCCUGCAGAUGAUAAUUAUACGAUAAUGGCAAAGCUAAAGUGCACUUCUUGUCAAGAAGAACAUGCAAAGCUUGUCGGAUUCUCGAAAGAUGACGAAGUCGAAAUGUCAAAAGGUCGGUCAACUUCAAAUUUAGUGAUGCACUGCCAGUCUCUCACUCACACGCCCCUUCCUCUCUCCGGCAUGAAACAGUUCUGCAAGAAGGAAAUAUCUGCAAAAUUCGAAGAACCAACAGCAAAAGCACCUCUAUGGAGACCAUAUGCGCCAUCUGCGGGUGCAACUUUCGAGACAAUCGCAAUCGUUGAAGCUCGCGGAUUGGACUUUUUGAGUAUAGACUUUUCAGGAACAUGGAAGUGCAGAUCGACGGAAUCCGACACCAAGUUUGAUGAUGUGGAAUUCGAAGAGGGAGAGUGGACAGAUUAUGACGAAAAGGGUGGCGUUUCGGUAUCCAUUAUGGAGAUAGAGUCACAAUGGGUUAGAGCAUAA
Molecule: messenger RNA, 540 nt
Organism: Meira miltonrushii
Lineage: Eukaryota; Fungi; Basidiomycota; Exobasidiomycetes; Exobasidiales; Brachybasidiaceae
Exons: 6
Coding region: 1-540 (179 amino acids)
Molecular function (GO): zinc ion binding
Source: RefSeq, a predicted model, not a curated record